UUUGCAUGCAGCCCGACAGCGGAGGCUGACUGCGGUGGGAUGGGCUGUGAGGUGUUCAAGAUGGCGGCGCCCUGUGGAGUGCAGCUACUCUAACAGAGGUGCCUGGAGACUGUAUUGGUGGGUGGCCCCAGGAGUCCUCCAGGCAGGCAGGGACGGACACCGUGAGAGAGACGCUACCUCCACCUCCAGCACUGCCACCACCAUGGCCAGGGAGCAGCCCAACGUGGGGGACCUCCUCCCGCUUCUUGAGACCUCCGACCUCCACCAGCUAGAAGAGAUCAGAGGCCUCAUCAACGAGCAGCUCAGCAGUGAGCGAGGGUCCAUGCUGCUGAACGGGCUAGUGGACUACUUUUUGGAAACAAACUCUGCCCAGGCCAUGCAUAUCCUCUCCUCAGUCAGAGAGCCACACGAUAAGCACCUUCUGGACAAGAUGAAUGAGUGUAUGACCAAACAGGCCUGCCGGCUGCCCACCCUCACCCUGCUCGGCCAUGUAAUCCGCAAGCAGCCGUCCUGGAUCCACAAGAUCGCUCGAUACCCUCUGCUGCUGUCGCUGCUCAAAUGCCUGAAGACGGACACGGACGUAGUGGUGCUGAUAACCGGAGUGCUGGUGCUGAUUACCCUGCUACCCAUGAUCCCUCAAGCUGGGAAACAACACCUGUGGGAGUAUUUCGACAUCUUCGGCCGCCUGGCAUCUUGGAACCUAAAGAAUCCCGGACACGUUUCAGAGGUUUAUCUAAUCCACCUGCACGCCAGCGUCUACUCACUCUUCCACCGACUCUACGGCAUGUACCCUUGCAACUUUGUGUCGUACCUGCGCUCCCAUUACAGCAUGAAGGAAAACAUGGAGACUUUUGAGGAAGUAGUGAAGCCGAUGCUUGAACACGUUCGUAUUCACCCAGAACUGGUGACAGGAACCAAGGACCAUGAGCUUGACCCCACCAGGUGGAAAAAGUAUGAAAUCCACGAUAUCGUCAUCGAAUGUGCCAAAGUGUCUCUAGACCCUAAGGAGGCCUCCUGUGAGGAGGGCUACGCCACCAUGCCUGAGAACUUUUACCCCCAAGUCCACCUGCGACCACAAGACUGCACUUCCAGCCCCUACACAGACCUCCACAGCAGCUACGGAAGCUCUUCUUCGACCCCAUUCUCAACUCCACGGCAGCCGCUACCCCCACCUCUGUCCUUGCCCCCCUUCUCAGGGACACAGACCUCCUACCGCAGCCCACAGACCUCCAGACGGCAGAACUCCACCUGUGAACUCAACUCUUCCUGUGGGGGUAAGGACCCUCUGUGGAGCCCCUCCUCGUUGUGUGGCAUGGCCACGCCCCCUUCCUCCAGGGGCAUGUCGCCCAAUUUAGAGCUCUCCCACAGUGCCUCACACCUUCCCAGCCGCUUCCACUGCACAUCAGGAGGAAAAGGAACGCCUGCCUCCAGCACUCCAGCCACCUCCUCCCCGCCUCCCACGCUAUCAGAUGACUUCCCCAUAAUCUCCUUACCAGCCAACACAGUCCAGUCCAGUCCACCAAGAAAGGAUCGUCGACAAGCAGAGAGCAGUAAGCCUGCGCUGGUGAGACAGGAGCCAGUGAAAGAUACAGACAAGAGUGCAGAAGGAGCCCCGAACAGAGAUGCAGGAGCUGCUGAGAACGUCUCCAUGACUCUGACAGAGCUGUCUGUCUUCAUGAAGAAACAGGAGCUGGAGCUUCAGCUGAGAACAGAGAAAGAGAGGGAAGAGGCUGCCAUCACAGAGGAGCUGCUGAAGAUCACGGAAGAUAAGCAGGAGCUGUCGGGCCUGAGGGGCUUCGACUCGCCUUUCUAUCGUACCACCGAGACUCUGACUGGCGGUCAGGCACAAGACAAGACCCUCUCCAGCGCCCAGCCUGGAGGUUCAGUCAGAGACACCCACCGUGUUGUCUCAACGCCAGACAAAGGGGAGACCACUGCGAGCACCAGUGGUGUUGGGAGCGAAAGAGGAGGUGGAGGAGCAGGAGACAGCAGGAGCUCAGCCCUCGAGCAGUCCUGGUCCUUCCAUUCUGGCUUCACCCCCAUCGAUCACCACCUGCACCGCAGCCCCUCUGCCCCGGACGACGAGGUGGGCAAGUUUGGGAUGUUCUCCCCGAGCCCGUGCAGCAAGACCCCCGCCCCUGUGCCCUACGAGUCAUUUUUUGACCUGGCUCUGCCCAGGGCGGCCUCGCUCUUCGUGGGCCAGAAGACGUCGGAGGCGGUGCACAAGGCGGCGAUGGAAAGGCUGUCGCAGCAGGAGGAGGGGUUGGAGGACGGGGAGGAGGAAGGGGUAGUGUCUGCUUCACCACUGGAGGUGCUGGAUCGCCUUGUUCAGCAGGGGAGCGACGCCCAUGACAGAGUUCUCAAGAGAUUACCGUUGCCAAGUAAGUCAGCUGACUGGACGCACUUUGGAGGCUCAGCUCCGCUGGACGAGCUUCACACGCUGCGCAGCCAGCUGCUCCUGCUGCACAACCAGCUGCUAUACGAGCGCUACAAGAGGGAGCAGCACGCCGUCCGCAACCGACGCCUCCUCCGACGCAUCAUCAACGCCACUGCACUGGAGGAGCAGAACAACGCUAUGAAGGACCAGCUGAACCUGCAGAGUGUGGACAUUGUGUCUCUGAGGGAGAGUCUGCAGGUGGAGCAGCAGCGGUACAGGCAGCUGUGGGACGACCGGGAGACGGUGGUGACCAGGCUGCACAGUCAGAUCAGACAGCUGCAGCAGGGGAGAGACGACUACUACACCAAGAACCAGGAGCUCCAGAGCAAGUUGCAGGAGUGUCAGAAAAGGAUGGACGAACUGGAGGCGGAGCUUCAGAGGGCCAACAACAAGGUCUGCCACACUGGUCACCUCCUCAACCAGAUGACUAUCAAGCUGAGCAACAGCGAGAGCACCCAGCAGCAGAUGAGCUUCCUGAACAAGCAGCUGCUGCUCCUCGGGGAGGCGCAUAAGCUGUCCAUGCAGGAGUUACACCACACAGGCACCGAUAAUACAAAGGAGGCCCAGAUGCUGAAGGUGUCUUACGGGAAAGAGGUGGAGACGCUGAGGCAGAGCCUGCUGGUUCAGGGUCAGAAACUGGAGGCAGCGCAGCAGCGAGUCGCCGAGCUGGAGACGCACCUCUCCAAGAAGGAACACCUCAUCGCAGAGCAGAAGAAGUUUCUGGAAGAUGUGAAGUGUCAAGCGAAGGCGGAGCUGCAGGCCUCAGACAGCAGAUAUCAGGCCCAGAGGAGAAUCACUCAGCUGCUGCAGACUGAACUCCUGCAGCUCUACAGCAGAGUGGAGAUGGAGGCUCCUGCCAGCAACGCCACUAGUUCACCACCAGGGGGCAGAGCUGACCAACACACUCGUGCUGACUCCAGUAUCAUGGUUCCAGAUGGACCAAGUAAAACUCACACCAACGAGGAGGUGGACAUCAGACCACCACACGAUUCCCCCAGGGGCAACGGCAGCACUUUAUCACCACGGCAACUAAAAGCGAGCAACUCUUCCAAGACAGCAGCCAACUCCAUCAAUGGCAGCCAGGACGUGGCCCCACCCCUGCUGGUGGAGCCUUCUCUGUCCUGUCCCUACGCUAACCCGCUCGCUCCCCUGCCCCCCUCGGAUGCGCCGCUCACUGUGGGCUCCUACCCCAGCGCCAAGAGCUUCCUGGGCAUGAGGGCUCGUGAGCUGUUCCGCAACAAGAGCGAGAGCCAGUGCGAUGAGGAGCAACCGCCGACGCGCUUGGCCGGACUUGCCCACGGCCUGAAGACUGAGCUGUGCGUGGAACCGCCCUGCCCAGGUUAUAUCGCCUCCGCUGGCCCUGCACCCUCCCCCAUCCUGACUCCGCCCCCUCCCCAAGCCCACGCCACCGCCUCUCCACUUACUGUGCCCACUAAGGAGCCCCCCUCUGAGUCCAAGCAGCGGGCCUCCAGCCAGGAAAGCCCCCGCAGGAGAGCAGGGGCAGGUGGAGGGCGGGGUCAGGCGGGGUCAGGGCGUCCCCGGCAGCAGCAGCUAAAGAUCAUGGACUAUAAUGAGACACAUCACGAGCACAGUUAGAGACACAGAACUGAGCCGGGAUGCAGGGCGGAGGUUGAAAGACUGAAGUUUAACGAUGAAGAAGAGCUACAAAUCAGCAAAAGAGUUAAUGUCAGCAACUCUUUGGAAUUCAGUGUUAUUUGUUCCAUUCCUCUGAGUGGACAACAGGAUUUCCCACAAUGCUUUUCAACUUUUUUUUUUUUCUUCUUAUACUGAAUCAUUCCCCUGAAGAAUUUUGACAAGGUUACUGGGAUACAAAGUCCAUGUGUUACUACUGGUCUUAUGAAUUUGUUUUUGAGAGAAAGAUGCUCAAAGAAAUGCCAGCAGUGAUCGAAGUUAUCAAUAACUUCCAUUUGACAUUGUGAGUCUGACGUUUAAAGGGUCAGUUCACGCAAACUGCAAAAAUCCCACUUGGCUCCAAUUGUAUAAGGCCAGUCAAGCUCUAAUUAGUCCAAAUUUUAGAUACCUAUCUCGAAGAUUUCUGCCUUUACAGCCAACACAAUUGAAGUGAGUGGCAUUUUGUUUGUGGUACUCACAAGCAUUGAAAGAUCACGUUUCAGCAGCAACAUGUCUUCUGAAAUAGUGUCACAAGGCGUGUUUCCAUCUGUCUGUUUUAAGGUGUAUUUCCAAUUUGCACUAAAAAAAACCCUGAGUGGAAAUGGCCAAAUUUUCCAAACUUUGCAAAAAAGUUCUUAUGCUUGGGUGAGGUGGAAGAGUUGCUGGUAAAUGCUACUAAGAUUUAGCAAAUUAAAGAUGAGGUACAGUCAUGGGCCGUCAUUGCACAGGCCACUGCAGGCUCUCUUCAUCGUCUCUAGAUGGAAAUUAAAAUUUGCUUAACAUUCCCAUGGAAACCCAGAUAAAGUUCCUGUCUGAGUUUUAGCCCCUUUAAAAAGAGUUACAGAGAGGUCUGUGGAUUAUCCAGAAAAAUGUGGACACCGUUUGUGUUCAUUUUCGUUGACGAUGCGAGCACCACAAAUUAAAUUUUGCCUGUCGAGACAGAAAUGACAAAUACAACCUAAACUUUUUGCUCUAGUCAGCACCACUGGAGCUACGAGAGAAAAUGCCGGGUUCUUUAGUAAUUUUGAUGAACUGAUGCCUUACAAACAAAUAAGAUCUUAAAAAACACCAGAGGAGCAUGAGAUGGAAUUUGUCAUGAUCAUCUGUUCGGCGCGUUUUGACGUUGACCGCAGACUGAAAUAUGUUUUUGAUAUCAGAGUGCAUGUUGAGUGUAAGAUCGGAGCAGUGAAGGUGGUCGGUACGUAGAGACGGCUGGUUUGUUCUGAGGAAACCUGAAAGUGGACCAGAUUGUUAACUAACAUUUCCAUAUGAGACUCCAUUGAGUUUUUGUCUGGGGGAGAGUGUGUUUUGUUUGAGAAUGUGCAGGCGUGCAGGUGAGGAUGUCAUGUUGGUUCUCAUAUUUCAGCAAAGAUGCAAUGAGGAAAAAGUGUAUGAAAUUUUGAGACUGAUGAAAUUGUAUGCAUUUUUAUGAAUUCCACUUUCUGUUGUAGCUUUUUAUUUUUUAUUUAUUCAGCCAUGAAGGGUGCUCACAAGUACAUAUCCUAAAUUUGAACCAGACCUGGCAGGUGACACAAGCCCAAGUUGUAAAAAUCUUUUUUUUUCUGCUCAAGGUGACCAGCUAAUCAAAUUGACGUGCCAUGAAACAUUUUUUUUGUUAUGGCUGAAUUCAGACAACUCUUAACAGAAGUGUUGUUGUUGAAGCAGAACCAGAAACAUCUUGUCCAAUCACAUUCCUUUCUGCAGGUCUGAUAAACAGGGAGUUACCUUGUUUUUUUUUCCUGAGUAUUAGAAGAAACUCCGGUAUCAAAAGUCGUCUAAAUCCUGUUGUCCACCGGGAACUCCUGCUGUCACUUCCUUUUGCCUCGCUAUCUAAAGCAUGUUCAACAAUCCACUUUAAAUGCCAACCGUAGUAACUACCGCAAACCAAGACAGAAGGUACAAUCAGCACAAACUGAAGAAACCAGGACUCUGACCAGAGCUGGAGAAUCUGGGAUAUAAUGGCAAAAAAGGAAGUUCUUAAAGCAGUGGCUUGUGUUUAACUGUGAACAAUAAAGAUCGUCUUCAAUGUUUUGCACUACAA
Messenger RNA from Epinephelus lanceolatus (giant grouper), 6110 nucleotides. It is a transcript of the gene tsc1b, whose product is annotated as TSC complex subunit 1b. Gene Ontology annotation, cellular component: TSC1-TSC2 complex. Gene Ontology annotation, biological process: negative regulation of cell population proliferation; negative regulation of TOR signaling; regulation of cell cycle. The record is from RefSeq and is a predicted model, not a curated record. NCBI's taxonomy places the organism in Eukaryota, Metazoa, Chordata, Actinopteri, Perciformes, Serranidae.